AGAUACGUUUCAGUUCCACAAUGGCGUCUGCAGAUCUGAGAGACGAGCUGAAAUGCUCCAUCUGCCUGAACAUCUACACAGAUCCCGUCACCCUGAGGUGUGGGCACAACUUCUGUCUCAAGUGUAUUGAUCGUGUGCUAGACUCCCAGUGGAAUUCUUAUAGCUGCCCUGACUGCAGGCAAAUGUUCAAUCAUCGGCCAACAUUCUACAGGAACGUUACUCUGAAAAGUAUAGCAAACCAUUUCCAGCCUCCACCAGGACAGAAAAAAAAGGCUGGAGUCAUCUGCACCUACUGUCUGCACUGCCCGGUGCCUGCUGUGAAGUCCUGUGUGUUGUGUGAAGCUUCUCUAUGUGAAAGGCACCUGAAAGUCCACAACAAAUCAUCAGAACACGUCUUGAUCAAGCCCACCACUUCCUUGCAGAACAGAAAAUGUUCCAACCACAAGAAGAUCCUGGAGUAUUUUUGCCCCAAAGAUGAGGUGUGCAUCUGUGUCUACUGUCGGGUUGAUGGAGACCACAAUGGACACCAAGUUCAGUCUCUGGAUGAAGCCUCUGAAGAGAAGAAGAAGAAGCUUACAAAGGUUCUGGAGACACUGACCUCUAAGAAGAAGAAGGCUGAAACAAAAAUCCAGAAUCUACAGGAACGCCUGAAAAAAGAAAAGGGAAAGGCAGCUAAGAUAAAAGGUAAAGUCAACGCUCUGAUCAAAGAUCUUAGAAAACAACUGGAGGACGUGGAGAGAAGGGUCCUCAGUGAGAUCUCUGGGCAGGAAAAGCAGGUAUCAGUCUUCAUCUUGGACCAGAUCCAACAGCUGGAGAUAAAGAAGAACCAUCUGUCCAAGAAAAUGGGUAAAAUCGAGGAGCUGUGUAAGAUGACUGAUCAUAUAACUGUCUUGCAAGACCCAAAAUGUCAAAACAAUUGGGGUCAAGAGGACGAUGACCUUUGUGAUCAGAAGUUUGAAGAUACAGGUGACCUAGAUGAGGAUCUGAUCAAGAAGACCAUACAUCAACAAGUAUCUGAUGUGACAUCUCAUGUCAACUCCUGGCUGUUUUUGCUGGACCCUGUGGACCUCUCGUUGGAUGUUAAUAUGGCUGCUAAUAAUAUAUGUAUAUCAGAAGACUUGAAGACAGCAUCAUUGAUUUAUGAAGACCAAGAUGGUGCAGAUUGCCCAGAGAGGUUUCCUGAAAAUAAGGUUUUAAGUACUCAGAGUUUUUCAUCUGGCCAACAUUACUGGGAGGUGGACACCAGUAAACAGGAGAACUGGAGGUUUGGUGCGACCUACCCCUAUCGAAAUGGUGUCUAUAGGGCCUCCUGGACUUUAAGAAGGAAUAAUUACCAGUGUUUAGCCGUUCAUGAAAGUAAUGUUGUUUGUUUGUCCUGUAAUUUUUGUUGUCAGAAGUUUUGGGUGUAUCUGGAUUACGAGGCCGGGCAGCUGUCCUUUUACCAGCUGGGUGACCCUGUUAGACACCUGCACACCUUCACUGCCACCUUUACUGAGCCCCUUUAUGCUGUCUUCUGGUCUGAUAGUGCUGACUGGAUCAAAAGCAAAAGCUGAAGGACCUACCUGUAAUUCUCUUGAAGGUUAGUGAACCUUCAGCUUUAUUGUUUGUCCGAUUGUCUACCAUUCCAGUAACAACCUGUCUGAUAAUGUAACCAGAUGUCCUGUGUGGCAUCUCAUGUUGGCGUUUGCCCGUAUGGUCAUAAAGUAUAGGUAUAAAUAUGCUAUAUGGUGCCCAAAAGCCAUCUCUAUACAGUUGUGUAAAUACCAAUGUUAUGAAAUGCCACCACUACCAUACACUGCAUAAAUAAUGCCCUCAACAGUUGUAUAAUAGGUGCAGGUAGACACCCAUAUGACUAGAUGACAAGGAGGUCCUGGGCACCGAUCCACAGUUCAUGGUCCCAGCUGAGGCUAGAUUUUACCUACCAUAGACCUGUAUGCUGAUGCUGGAUGGGGGCGCUGAACACCGGAUAGUGCAGCAGCCAGAUAUGACCAUAAAUGACCUGUAGUAGACAGGCAGGAGUAUAUACACACAUAUAUACAAACUUUAACCCCUUAAUGUCACAUCAAUAAGAUACUAUAAUUUGGACAACCACAACAGUACCUAAAUAGCACCAUACAGCGCUCAAAAAUACUCACAUAAAAUGCUCUAUAGCUGCAAAACCAGUGCUCAAUACUGCCGUACAGUGCGCUUAUAUAAUACUGCCAUAUAGUUUGUUCAAAUACUGCCAUACAGUGCUCAA
Molecule: messenger RNA, 2239 nt
Organism: Bufo bufo (common toad)
Lineage: Eukaryota; Metazoa; Chordata; Amphibia; Anura; Bufonidae
Product: E3 ubiquitin-protein ligase TRIM41-like
Exons: 1
Coding region: 21-1553 (510 amino acids)
Molecular function (GO): zinc ion binding; protein binding
Source: RefSeq, a predicted model, not a curated record